Messenger RNA from Grus americana (Whooping crane), 2955 nucleotides. It is a transcript of the gene CDK1, whose product is annotated as cyclin dependent kinase 1. Gene Ontology annotation, molecular function: ATP binding; cyclin-dependent protein serine/threonine kinase activity; RNA polymerase II CTD heptapeptide repeat kinase activity. The transcript is spliced from 7 exons. Gene Ontology annotation, cellular component: nucleus. Bases 196 to 1011 code for a protein of 271 amino acids. The record is from RefSeq and is a predicted model, not a curated record. Gene Ontology annotation, biological process: mitotic G2 DNA damage checkpoint signaling; G2/M transition of mitotic cell cycle; protein phosphorylation. NCBI's taxonomy places the organism in Eukaryota, Metazoa, Chordata, Aves, Gruiformes, Gruidae.
GGUAAGUAUGGAGAACCAUGAGCCUUGUAAUGCCCUGCAGUUUGUGUUAUCAAGUGUCACAGAAGCUCCACACACUCUGGCUAUUAAAGGAACUACUGAGAUUCAACUUACUGGCAAAAUAAGCCUGUGAUUAACUGUGGUACCUAUGGUGUUGUGUAUAAAGGUCGGCACAAAACCACAGGCCAAGUGGUUGCAAUGAAGAAAAUACGUCUAGAAAGUGAGGAGGAAGGUGUUCCAUGUACUGCUAUCCGAGAAAUUUCUUUAUUAAAAGAGCUGCAUCAUCCCAAUAUAGUCUGUCUUCAGGAUGUUCUUAUGCAGGAUUCAAGACUGUACCUUGUCUUUGAAUUCCUUUCCAUGGAUCUCAAGAAAUACUUGGAUACUAUUCCAUCUGGCCAAUAUUUGGAUCGUUCACGUGUUAAGAGUUACUUGUAUCAGAUCUUGCAAGGCAUUGUCUUCUGCCAUUCAAGAAGAGUUCUGCACAGAGACUUAAAACCUCAGAAUCUCUUAAUAGAUGACAAAGGAGUGAUUAAACUGGCAGACUUUGGAUUGGCUCGAGCUUUUGGAAUUCCAGUGCGGGUAUACACUCAUGAGGUAGUGACACUGUGGUACAGGUCUCCAGAGGUGUUGCUAGGAUCUGCUCGUUACUCUACUCCUGUAGAUAUAUGGAGCAUAGGCACCAUAUUUGCGGAGCUGGCAACUAAAAAACCACUUUUCCACGGGGACUCGGAGAUUGACCAGCUCUUCAGAAUCUUCAGAGCUUUAGGUACCCCCAACAAUGAGGUAUGGCCUGAAGUGGAAUCCCUGCAAGACUAUAAGAACACAUUCCCAAAAUGGAAACCCGGCAGCCUGGGAACACAUGUCAAAAACUUAGAUGAAGAUGGACUUGAUCUGCUGUCUAAAAUGUUAAUUUAUGAUCCUGCAAAAAGAAUCUCUGGCAAAAUGGCCUUGAACCAUCCAUAUUUUGAUGACUUGGACAAAUCUACUCUUCCUGCUAAUCUGAUUAAGAAAUAAUAGACCUUUGGACUAAAUCAACCAGAGUGAAAUAAUUGUGAUUACUUUUACUAUUAUGUCUGUCUGUAACUUGUAUGUCUGUCUUUCUGCUCUAAAACUGUGCCUGUGUUUAGUUUGUUUUGGUUUAAGUGUUAUCUAAAUGUAAAUAUUAACCUUUUAGUGCUGAGUUCAAAUACAAUGCAAAUAUUGCUGCUGUUAAUGCAGUGAACUUUCUAUAAAUAAAGCUUUAAAUCCAGUGAAGGGCUGAACUUAUUUCCAGGCUACAGGUGCUCUACAAAAGGGCUAUUUUCUUUGGAAUGUGCUGGUAAGAUACUAGUCUGGAAAAAAAAAGGCAGCUAACCUAAACUGAAUUGCUGUUCUUGAUAUGAUAUGAAAUUCCUCUGAGGUUUGAGGAGUUUCAGUAUAACGUUAGUUUAAAAAUUUGAGUGUGGCAAUCAAUGUGCCAAAGGACAUGUAAAUGAGGUAUUGUGAACUGAAGAAUUGCAAAUUACUACUUAAGCCAAGUAGAUGGCCAAACUCAUUUGAGGGUUUGAGUUUUUGAAGGUAUUUGCAAGUCAGCCUUUAGGAAAAUCCUUGUUCUGUGUGCUUCUGUUAUCUUGAAGGCUCAAGAAUUUACCUAGACAUUGGCGUGUUAACUUGUGACUUGGCAUAGUUCCAGGUCUUGGACCAGGUAAGGUAUGACACAUCUUAAAUCUUACAUAGACUCUCUAUACCAAUGUGUAACUGCUUACCAGGGCCCCCUCCAACUGCUAGUGGCAAUGUAGUUCUCUGAUUCUUAUUAAAGGUAGAGCCCCCUGGAUUAUGCUUGAAUUUGAAAACUAGUCUGCCUUCAUAUAGGAAUAGUUGAGUAAAUGUUGACUUAACAUGACUGCUAAGAAUUGUAAUCAUAGACUGAGAUGCUGCAUGUUGAUAGACUCCUGUGAUUAAAGCAGGAGCUUUCUAAAGCUCCUCAGCAUGUAACUUUGUAGGUGAGAGUACUGUAAAAAGUUCAAAACAAUUCACAAAGGUAUGUCCUAAUAACUGAUUGUAUGUUAGAUUCCCUUUAUCCUUGGCUUUCAGAUACAUCAAUAGGGACAGGGUGCCCAUCUCUCUGAAGUUUUAUUGGAUCCAAGCACCACGGUGCUCCUUAACUUGCUGGUUAGGGGUCAAAGCUUGCAGCAAUGUGUGGAAUAGUAAUGAAGGUAUUUAAGUUUCUAAUUCAGGCAUGUGAAAGGAAAACGAUGGAACUCUUCAUGAACAAUAAGGUUUGUAAGAGCCCUGUCCUACAGCUGCUGAAGAGUGAGACUUUGAAACAAAAGUGGCGGAGAUGAUGGCAUUCUGUCCUUCACCUGCUUAUUGUGUCUGCCGAGGAGUAGCUGAGAGUAGUAAUGUUAGACCUCAGCUUUGUUAACAAGUACUGGGUUUAGAUGUAAAUACCAGUUGGGGUGUUAGCAUUGUUCUCUGCAGAGUGGUUCUUAAUCUCCAGAAGUAUCUGGAUGCUGUCAGCUUAAUGGAAUUAUUCAGUAGUGGAGAGCCAGAGAGGAGAGACUUCUUAAAAUUGCUUGUACAGAAACUUACUACUUAAUUGAAGGCAGAGGGGAAGAUGAUUGCUAUGACUGACUUCUAUUAACACCAGUGGCAGGAUACAAUUUCAAGACAAAUUAAGCUAGGGACCUAAUUUAUCUGCUGUUGAAUGUAGUAACUUGAUACAAGCCUUACAGACCAAGUGAUAGUAUUGCUGGUGCUAGCUGGUUACCCUGGUGUAGAAAAAUGAGGGGAACCUGCUAGCAACUGCUCUGAAAAUCAGAAGUUAAUCUGUUUAAGCAAAUACUGGGGACUUUAACAUUUGGUUUGUCUCUUUGUAUAGACAGACUUAAAGCUCUUUGUGUGGAGGAGAAGACUUCAUUUGGCAAAUUCAGAUUUUUUUUUUAUUGCAGUACUAAUAAAACCCUAUUUUUUGUCACG